AUGGACGACAAACUUUCGCGCUCUCCUAUCUAUACCGGCCUGAAGGAUGCUAGCGGUAAAUCGAUUCUCGCAUUCGGCAAGACGUUCGUCAACGUCCCGAUCGAUGGAUCACUCAUUCCUUUCGAGGCAACGCUCUGUGAUGUGAUUCGACCAAUAUUGGGCCGGGAUUUCUUUGAGGGACCUGGAAGAAAUUUGCUUUUGGAUAUCGGAGGAUCUAAGAUAGUAAAGAAACCGAACAACUCUUACCCCGGAUUUUCGGUAAAUUUUAAAGAUUCGAAAAUCGUUUGCUCACUGGUUGUGCCGACGCUCAACCCCUAUGCCACUUCGUUCUGCCCUUCUGCUGCUUUAUCGACAUGUAAACUCCAAGCUCGACAGCUCGUGGAUAACUUCAUGGUGACGGUAGGAAAGGAUGACGGCAAUUCCCCAUGUUUGUUCGCUCCUAUUCGCAUAGAGACGGGAGACAAAGCCCCG
Paramuricea clavata is the source of this 471-nucleotide messenger RNA. NCBI's taxonomy places the organism in Eukaryota, Metazoa, Cnidaria, Anthozoa, Malacalcyonacea, Plexauridae. The record is from the annotation of a GenBank genome assembly.